Molecule: messenger RNA, 2976 nt
Organism: Acanthaster planci (crown-of-thorns starfish)
Lineage: Eukaryota; Metazoa; Echinodermata; Asteroidea; Valvatida; Acanthasteridae
Product: melanocortin receptor 5-like
Source: RefSeq, a predicted model, not a curated record
UUAAAACAAUGAAUUGACACCUUCAAUUUCAAAUUACGAAUUUCAAAAGUCUGUUGCUAUGUUCAAAAUGAUUUAUCCCUAUAUGACAACUCUGAGGAUUUGCCAUCAUUCUUCAAAAGAUCAUCACAACUUUAUUUCUCGUUGAUUCUGGACACAGAAAUUGUUCAAAAUCAACCUUUAAAUGAAAUUGUUCCUUGGAUGAAAAUACAGAACUAACAACAAAAAAGUCAGCCUCUGUGUUGAUGUGUAAGGAAAACACAGUAAGGCAUAUCAUCAGUUUCUUUGAAUUUCAUGAAACACUUGAUGGAAUGAACUCAUCUGCCAACUCAUAUUUAAAAUUAGCUUGACCUAUCCAUAGCAGCAAGUUUCUCCUGAUGUAAUGUGAUCCAGUCCUCAGAUGUAAGCAUGUAUGAAUGUUGUUGUUUGGGGGCAACCCACUUUUGAUCUAUUGGAAUGACAUCACAGCCAAAAUGGACUUUUUUAACCACAAGAUUGGAUUGAACUCCAAACUUUACAUAAACACAUUAACUGAAUUGCCCCUUGUUGCCGAGACUGGACUUGCAGCCUACGGCUACAUCCAAAUUAAUGUACCGCUACGUGUAUGUCAAUUGUUGGCAUACACGAACAGGUGUCCAUGCAUUUGAAACCAAAGAUGAGUUCAAUCUAAUUCUACUCUCACAUGGUGUGAAUCCACAAGCAGUUUUAUUUAAAUCAACCAUUGGUUCAAAACAAACAUAUCUAGACUUUCUGUCCUCUAUUUAUAAAAUGAGCGGCAGAAAAGGCUCUUGUUGAUCUUUUCCAUGCGGAACAUUAGAAAAUGCAACCAAAAAGGAUGGUGUGCAUUAUCAGUGCCAGGUCCCUUUUAUGGUGUUGCAACAAAAAUUUAGCCCUAGCCUAGUCAGUCCAGAGCCACCUUGUACAUGUAUGUGGUGUUUGAGAACCUGGAUAGUGCUGCUGGUUCACAUGGCUGCACGAGGUGGCUGCAUGAGUGUGUACCACAGGACUGUCAAUUUCACUUCAAGACACGCUUUCUUUUGUUCCUGCUCGGAGCGGAUACCAUGGAACUUCACAAUUUGUGUCUAAGGGCGGCAUGCCAGCAAUGAGAUUCAAGGUGGAGACACAAAAUGAAAGUCGGGGAACUCGAUUCCGAAACGGCGUAACAACUUUGAGGAGUUGCCAUCCUUCAAAAGAUCAUCACACCUGUAUAAAAGUUGCUUUUAUUUUUGAAGUCAUGCUCUACACAUCAACUGUAACUAUGGAGACUAUAUCACACGAGAGAAUAAACACCACUGUGAAUUCUACAGAGGAUGCCAUUUCAGCAGAAAGUGAGCAAUCAGCAUUUGCAAUUUUUCUCUGCAUCUCCAUGACACUUACAAUUCUCCUGAGCUAUCUACUGAAUCCACUGAUGCUUUUCACCUUACGUCGAGUCACCAGUAUCCAGCCUACAACCAAAAUAUGCAUGGUUUCUCUCACCAUGGCUGAUCUUAUAUUUGCAACUGUCAGAACCUUUGAUUUACUGGAACUGUUUGCUGUGAGAUGGUUGCUAGGGGACUUUCCCUGCCUAGUGCAUGGUGUGACAAGCAAUGUGUCAGGCUUCAUGUCUAUUUUCUCCAUUUUACUUCUGACGCUAGACCGAUAUGUCACCAUUCUAUAUCCUUUGAGGUAUUCUACAGUUGUGACAGAAUUAAGAACCAAGAUUUUGGCAUGUGCGAUGUGGGUCAUCAGCACAGCAUUUGUUGUUUGUUUGUUUGCUGUUAAUCCUAAACACACAAUAUGUGAUGGCCCACAUCAGCUUUGUAGUUGGGAGCCUUUGGCUUGGAUUAAAUAUUUCAUUACUGGCAUAAUAUCACUUACGCUUGCUACCAUAUUCGUCCUUUAUCUCCACAUAUUCUUGAUAGCUCAUAAACAAGCUCGACGCAUAGCUGUUGACCAAGCAGGCAAUGGCCAAGGUGGGCAGAGGAUUAACACUAGGUGCAUCACCACCAUCAUCAUCAUAACAGGGACCCUAGUCAUUACUUGGACGCCCACCGCAGUUCGGAUUAUGAUACAGUCAACAAAACAAAAAGCUUCGGAGCAAGAAAUAUACACAGCUUUCUUAUUUACCAAUAUGACACUUAUUCUGCAGAUAUCUAACAGCUGGAUCAACGUUGUUAUUUAUUACCUGAGGAACAAGGAAUUCCGCCAAGCAUUACAGGGUUUACUAGCAGAGUGGCGACAAAGACUGUCCUAGAGAUCUUAACCACAUAAGCAUUCACUGAACAGCUACAACCGUGGAAGGAAAAGUAAUGUAUACUGGUUCAUGUACAGUAUCUUCAAUGCUGUUCUUUGAAUUUCAUGUAACACUUCAUGAAUAGUUUUGUCUGUGGUCUACCAACUCAUUUCUAAAAUCAGCUUGACCUAACCUAAGCAGCAUGAGGCUCUGUCAGGAAACUUAACUGAUGUGGUCUGAUCCCGGCUAUCAGAUGUACCUGUUGUAAGCAUUCAUCAAUGCAGUCAAAGCACUGGUCUUGUUUGACCUGGAUUGAAAUGAUGAAGUCCAUCAACGAUGUACAUGUUUGGGAAACAGAAUGAAAGUGGAAAGUUUUCUUCAUGUGAAUUUAUUUUCAGCAUUAGCCUACAUUUAUGUCCAUGCGUUAGAAACCAAAGUUAAGACCUAAAUCUCGUUCCAGAGUUACAAGUACAUGAUUUGGUCACAAGCAAGCGGGCUUACUCCAAGGAAGGCACAACUACCUGUUCAAGUUUCUACAGAGUAAUCGGCCGAUAAGAAUUAGAAGCCAUUACCGAGGACGACGCACCAUGCUCAUAAACAGGUGUACACACACACUGUACACGUACGGUACGUACAUAUGGAUGUGCCCCAUACGUAAAAGUGAUUUAUAGGGUGCUGUGAUUUGCCAAAAUGCACACACAUCUUAACUUGCCGCCGCAGCAAUCCUCAUAUUAGUCUCCAAGACAGAAUUUAACUCAACUGUUGCA